This is a messenger RNA of Pyrgilauda ruficollis (rufous-necked snowfinch), 4212 nucleotides long. It is a transcript of the gene G6PC1, whose product is annotated as glucose-6-phosphatase catalytic subunit 1. NCBI's taxonomy places the organism in Eukaryota, Metazoa, Chordata, Aves, Passeriformes, Passeridae. Gene Ontology annotation, molecular function: glucose-6-phosphatase activity. The coding region runs from base 2442 to 3518 and encodes 358 amino acids. The record is from RefSeq and is a predicted model, not a curated record. The transcript has 5 exons. Gene Ontology annotation, biological process: gluconeogenesis; glucose 6-phosphate metabolic process. Gene Ontology annotation, cellular component: membrane.
AGAGGGGCUUGAGCAACCCCAAUGUCUGAGCAUGUGCCCCUGGGAGCCAGCUCAGCUUGCUGCAGCACGUGGGAGAGGUGAGGGGAGGAGAGGGCAGCUCAGGCCAUGGCUCAGUGUGGGGCUGCAGCGGCCCCUGGGUGCCCUGGGCUGUGCCCAGAGGAGGAAGGUCGUGCCCAGCCAGCUCCCUGCCCACCGUGUGCCCACAUGUGCAGUGCUGACGCAGUGACCACGCUGCCACAGCCCAGCCUGGACCUUGCAGCUGUCAGGGAACAUUCCGGACCAAACACGGGCACUCCACGUGGCACGUUCAGCCCCCACUGGUGCUGUGCUGGCCAGAGCUGCACCUGGAACCUUGGGCAGCACGGGCACAGCCUGUGCCAGAGCCUUGGGAGCACGGGCACAGCGUGUGGCAGAGCCAGCUGCUGGCACUGCAGUCACACAGCUGGGCAGAAGUUGGGCUCCCCCAGCCUGGCCCCAGUCCUUCCCUGGAAAGCCAGCCCCUUUGCAGUUCACAUCCCAGUGGUGCUGCCGGCAGGGCUGUACAGAGCAGCACCCUGAGCAUUGUCAGACCAGGCAGAAUGCAGAACCCUGCAGUGCCCAGGCAGCUCUGCUGCCCUGCCCUGCCCCAGGUCCACACAGUGACUUUGGGGCUGGGGAUUUAUCCACAGGGCAGGGCAUGCAGCAGUGCUGGGACCGUGUGGCACAUCUGGCAGAGUCCUGACCUGUGGCAUGUGCACCUGGCACUGCACAAACACACUGGGGUACUGGGCUGAGCCACUCUGUCCUCUGUGCUGGGAGGGAGGAGGUGGCUGCUUCCAUCCUGCUUCCUGCUCUCUCCCCAUUAUGGCCCCAGUUUUCCUGCAGUGACUUUUUCCUAGGGGACUGGAGUGCUAGUCCCCAUCCCCCAGCACCUUUUGCCCCAUUUUCUGCUGUGAAAUCUCCUGGGAAGGAUUUAUUGCUGAUGGUUUCAAAAUAUUUUUGGAACAGAAGCCAAGUCUGUUGCAUUCCUUCACGUUGGCCAAAGUCACUCUCAGUUGAAGACCCUGGAAUGAGCUGUUAGGGAAUUUAUUUUGCAAGAGUAAUUAUGUUUCUGUGCAAACUUCUUUUGUGUUGGGAUAUUUUGCUGGUCAGGAGCUCAGUCCAGGGUCUGGGACCACCUUCCUUGGGUGCAGCACAGCCAGGCUGGAUGGGACAUGCCUGCAGCAGGGCUGAGUCUGUGUCUGUGGCCUUUGCUUGCUCUCCUCCCAGGCCAUCCAUGCCCAUAUCCCAGGGAGCAAGGUUUGCUGGUGUUUUGCCUGUCAGACCCCAUGGAUCUGCAUGGCCAGAGGGGCAGGAUGGGGCCUGUAACUCCUGCUGUUUGUCAGCAGGACUCAGGACUGGACACAGCUCUCACAGAGACAAACAACCUAGGGCAGGGGUUCAAGGAUCCUGACAUGAAUUUUCUCAGGAGGGAGAUAAGUGAUGCAUUUCACUGGCUGUUGAUCAUUAAUGCCCUGCUGCCUGCUCAGCUCUGGUGGGUGCUGGCUGGGCACCCUGUGCUGCUGCCACAGGGCUGUGUCCAGGCACUGGCAGUUGUGGGUGACAAAGAUGCAGUGCCAGCACUGCUAGCAGGGACAGCAGAGUGCAGCUGGGGUGGAGGGGAUGCCAUGGGCACCGCAGGAUGAGUUCUGUGUUUGGCUCUGUACUCACAGCUGGGGUCUGAUGGGGCAGGAGGGAUUAACCCAGUGGAGCAGUGCUGGGAGAAGAAAUGCAGUCUCUGUUUGCAAAGGUCCUUCAGCCCCCACUAGAGAUCAGAAGAACACGACUGGCAGCCAGGAGAAUCCCAGGCCUGGCUGUCUGGGACUGCAGGGACCUCCAGGAACGGCUUUGAAAGUUUCCCAUUAUGCAAAGUCCUGGUUAAAUUAGCCUGGCAAAUGAGGAGGGGGGUGGGCAGUCUGCCCUCUGCUCCAUGCACCCACAGCAUGCUCCUGGGCAUCCCUGCCAUGCUCUGGUGGUGGUUCACAUGGGGAUGGCAGAGAGACCAGAGCAAUUGUCAGCCCUGGACGUGGCAGCUCUGCAGGACUGUCACACACAGAGUGUGGGAUAAUGGAGCAAGGGCUGUGGGUCAGCCAGAGCAGUGAGCUGUUGUCCUGGCUAGCUGGAGGAGCCAGCUGCAGGAUCCCCCUGCGUGAGGGGAUGGUGAGGGGCAGGGGAUGGUGCUGGGGUUGGAGCACUGCGCUCCACGUGCCCUCGAAACCUGUUUUCCCCUUUUACGUAAGCUGUUCCAAACAUGUUUGUUACAACCCCCUGGUGAUGUACCUUUGGAAAGAGUGGUUUUGGGUCCAAAGAUCAGUGCUGGGACAGUGACCUGCCCGCUGCAAACAAGACCCUGCAGAGUAUAAAACCCCAGUGGCACAGUGGAGUACGGGACAGCCAGAGGCACGCCGAGGGCAGGGAGGAGGAUGGAGGCCAACAUGAACCUCCUGCAUGAUGUGGGCAUCCAGACCACACACUGGCUGCAGCAACGCUUCCAGGGCUCCCAGGACUGGUUCCUCUUCAUCUCCUAUGCUGCUGAUCUCAGGAAUGCUUUUUUUGUCCUCUUCCCCAUCUGGUUCCACUUCAGUGAAGCAGUGGGCAUCAGGCUCAUCUGGGUGGCUGUGAUCGGAGACUGGCUCAACCUCGUCUUCAAGUGGAUUCUCUUUGGGGAGAGACCAUACUGGUGGGUCCUUGACACAGACUAUUAUGGCAACAACUCUGCACCAGAGAUCCAGCAGUUCCCGCUCACCUGCGAGACUGGCCCUGGGAGCCCAUCUGGCCAUGCCAUGGGUGCAGCAGGCGUGUACUAUGUCAUGGUGACAGCCCUCCUUUCUGCUGCUGGGGGAGAGAAGCAGUCAAGGACACUGGGAUACUGGGUGCUGUGGGCAGUGCUUUGGAUUGGGUUCUGGGCAGUUCAGGUCUGUGUCUGCAUGUCCCGAGUCUUCAUUGCUGCUCACUUCCCCCACCAGGUGAUUGCAGGGGUUUUCUCAGGGAUGGCUGUGGCCAAGACCUUCCAGCAUGUCCGCUGCAUCUACCAUGCCAGCUUCCACCGGUACCUGGGCAUCACCUUCUUCCUCUUCAGCUUCACCCUGGGUUUCUACCUGCUGCUGUGGACAUUCGGCGUGGACCUGCUCUGGACGCUGGAGAAGGCACAGAAGUGGUGCAGCAACCCUGAGUGGGUCCACAUUGACACCACUCCCUUUGCCAGCCUCCUCCGUAACCUGGGCAUCCUCUUCGGGCUGGGGCUGGCCCUCAACUCCCACCUGUACCAGGAGAGCUCCCAGUUAAAGCAGGGCCAGCAGCUGCCCUUCCGCCUGGGCUGCAUCGCUGCCUCCCUCCUCAUCCUCCACGUCUUCGAUGCCUUCAAGCCUCCCUCCCACACGCAGCUGCUCUUCUACGCCCUCUCCUUCUGCAAGAGUGCUGCCGUGCCGCUGGCUACUGUCGGCCUCAUCCCCUACUGCCUCUCCCAGCUCCUGGCCACACAGCACAAAAAGGCUGCCUAAGGCACCCCGACACCCCAGGGGUGUCUCAGGGGCAGCUACCAAGCCCUGGGUGCACCUCAGCCACUGUUUGCCUCCCGCUGAGUCUGCACAGGCUGAUUCUGCACUGGGAGCAGACCAUGGAGGCCGGGCUGGUGGUGCUGCUGGGUGGCUCCCACAACACGGACCCACAGUGCCAGUCACGCUGGGCUGGGGCUGGCACAGAGUGCCCUGCAUGCCCACGACUCCCCUGCUGUCCCUCCUGCACCCACAGGUUGGGGUCACCUGCCCAGGACGCAGCAGAGGGAGGUGCUGCGCUCCCUUGCAGCCCCUGGGGACAGGCCACCUCUGUGCUGCAGGGCUGGGGACAGCACCACUGGCAGCAGGGCUCUCACCUCAGUGUGUCUGGGGUCUGCUGAAGAGGCAGCUCUGUGACAGGAAUGGACAGACUGUGACACGGAGAUCAAGUGCCAGUGUGAGGGACCCCCAGCCCUGGGACAUUUGGUGUUCACCUCUGUGUGAUCAGUGUGGGGGGCACUCACACCCAGGCGUGCACAUGCAUUACACGGAUCUGUGCACACAUCACAUGGGGUGGCUGGGGUGUGAACAGGAGGUGUUUUAUUAAAGCUGAAGGUUGUUUAGCUGGCGAGUUUGAGUGUCCUGCUGGCCUGCACCAUGGGAUGGGGAUCAGCUCCUGGAUACAGGGCUGUGCCAUGGC